This is a messenger RNA of Drosophila bipectinata, 1161 nucleotides long. RefSeq names its product opossum (gene opm). Gene Ontology annotation, cellular component: endoplasmic reticulum; endoplasmic reticulum-Golgi intermediate compartment; COPII-coated ER to Golgi transport vesicle. NCBI's taxonomy places the organism in Eukaryota, Metazoa, Arthropoda, Insecta, Diptera, Drosophilidae. Gene Ontology annotation, biological process: endoplasmic reticulum to Golgi vesicle-mediated transport; Golgi organization; intracellular protein transport. The record is from RefSeq and is a predicted model, not a curated record.
AAUUUCCCUUCCUCUCACCGAGCUUAUCGGAUGAACGCCGCUUUUUGCAAGUGAACUUCUUCGUUUUUUUUUUGGUCUGUUUUGGAGCAGUUCGCCGGCGAUAUAAUCGCCGAUCAUUUCUGACUGGACUGGUGGACUGGUGCGUCAUGCAGAUGUGGAAGUUAUUUGGCUGCCUGAUGGUCCUGCUGUUGGCGGGAACGACCGUCGGUUACGACAAGGAGAUGACCAUUUAUGUGGAUGCCGGCAAGAUCGAGUGCCUGUAUCAUCCGGUCAAGCAGGGUGAAACAAUCGAUUUUGAAUACCAGGUGAUCGAUGGCGGUCACGGAGAUCUCGACAUUAGCUUCACCAUGAUGGAUCCCAUUGGUCUGGUCAUUGUCAGUGACUACAAGAAGCCGGAGAAUAUCCAUCGCCACGAGGUGAUCAAGGAGGGUGGUGACUAUCGUUUCUGCUUCGACAACUCCUUCAGCAUGUUCAACCGGAAGACGGUCUUCUUUGAGCUGAUCGUGGAGCGCGAAGGUGAUGAGCAUCUGGGCGAUACUCAAUGGAACGAAGUGGACGAACUGACUGGGUUAUCCCGUGAUGAGUACUAUGACAUGAAGGUGCAGGACAUCAUGGACUUUAUUGGACGCAUUCGCCUCCAGCUGAACAAAAUCCGUCAGAUGCAGGAUGUGCUGCGAUCGCACGAGGCCCGGGAUCGCAAUCUGGCCGAGACCAACUUCCAGAUGGUCAACAAUUGGUCUAUACUCCAAAUUAGCGCCAUGAUCGGUGUCGGUCUGUUGCAGGUCUUUAUGCUGCGCAGCAUCUUUGCCACCGAUGGACGAAUGCAUCAUUUGUGGCGCAAGCUGGGCAUUUGAUGGGGAUCUCUAAUAGCCAAGAACAGCCUCUACCAAAGAUGUCCUUGCCGGAGCAUUUAUCAUCACCACACCACCGCCACCUUGUCCGGCAACUGGAGGAUAGCCCUAUCCACAACAACUUGCCAUCAACCUUAGUCAUUAAUUCUAUAUAUAAUCUGUUUAUAUAUAUAUAGGCCCUCCUCCUCCUCCUCCUCGUCGAUUCAUAUUUAUUCUAAAUGGUGUGUGUUUGGGGAAACAGCGCUGUGUGUGUGUGUGUGUGCGUAUGUGUGUGGUUGUGUGUUACAACAAUAAAAAAAAAAAAGCAAUU